This is a messenger RNA of Diospyros lotus (date-plum), 2916 nucleotides long. RefSeq names its product DEAD-box ATP-dependent RNA helicase 37-like. Bases 558 to 2417 code for a protein of 619 amino acids. Lineage: Eukaryota; Viridiplantae; Streptophyta; Magnoliopsida; Ericales; Ebenaceae. Gene Ontology annotation, molecular function: ATP binding; RNA binding; RNA helicase activity. Gene Ontology annotation, cellular component: nucleus. The record is from RefSeq and is a predicted model, not a curated record. The transcript is spliced from 6 exons.
UGAUGGUUGGUUAGGCUUCUCACGCGAUUUCGGCGUCCAUCAAAGGCAUGGUGGCAGAGAGCAAGCUGAAGACAAGCAAAAGCAAACAGUGGCUAACACCCAACUGCCCGUUUGCCCAUUUCUCUUCUCCAUAACACCACCGCUGCCACCUCCUUCCUCUCCCACACUACUGGAAAUGUUCCCCCUCUCUGUCUUCCUCCUCGUCGGGAAACAGCGCAAUAUCGUGCUUCCACAGAGCCCUUCCAUGGCGUGAAAAACCUCAUCAUCUCUAAUGCUGUCUUUGCCACUACGCUUCUGACCCUUUUACCCCUCCAUUCAUCUUCCAAUGCUGUCUUUCCCACUCUAAAAUCAUCCUCCUCCGUUUCUGACCCUUUUACCCCUUCAUUCAUCUUCAGCCCCUAGCCCUCUUCGCCUUCUACAUACACACACAUAUAUACCCUUCGUUUUACAGUUUUGGGUCCGUUUGGUUGCUAGUCGAGGUCUAGGGCUUUUGGGUUUUUCUGGUUUUGAGUCUUGUCUCGUUUUCUUCAAGCUCAGGUUAGGGUUUUUGGUGAAAAAUGUCGUGGCCUGCUGACUCGGCCACUGAGACAGCCCAGAGGCGGGCUCGGCCGUGGAACCGCCCGGCUCGGCCAACAUACGUUCCGCCACAUCUCCGAACCGACCCCAACAAUGGGGCCGAACCAGCCCGGUUCGCCCGCUCCGGCCGCGGAGAGCCCGUUCGAGUCGGUUCAACUCGUGGCCGUGGGCCGCCGUGGGCCCGCCGCGCGAACCCGGAAUCUGACCCCUUUGAACUCGCCGAGAGAUUCGAUGAACUGGAAGUGAUCGCGGACGGCGAUGGUGGGGGUGGCGGCGCCGGUGCCGGCAUUAACUUCGACGCGUACGAGGACAUUCCGGUGGAGACCAGCGGCGACGACGUUCCACCGCCGGCAAACUCGUUCGCUGAGAUUGAAUUGGGGAAGCCUUUAAUGGCCAACAUCAGGCGGUGCAGGUACGUGAAGCCGACGCCGAUUCAGAGACACGCCAUUCCCAUAGCCGUGGCCGGGCGGGACUUGAUGGCUUGCGCUCAGACUGGGUCGGGGAAGACGGCGGCGUUUUGUUUUCCGAUCAUCAGUGGGAUAAUGAGGAACCGUUUUCCGGUUCCGGCGCCGGGCCGUGGGCCGAGGAUUGCUUACCCGCUUGCUCUGAUACUUUCUCCAACUAGGGAACUGGCAUGCCAGAUACAGGACGAGGCAAAGAAAUUCUCUUAUCAAACUGGUGUGAAGGUUGUGGUUGCCUAUGGAGGGGCACCCAUUUCGCAGCAGAUGCGAAAUCUAGAAAAGGGUGUAGACAUUUUAGUUGCCACACCUGGGCGCUUGGUUGAUAUGGUAGAGAGAGAACGAGUUUCUCUUAAAGUGAUUAAGUAUUUGGCUUUAGAUGAAGCAGAUCGAAUGUUGGAUAUGGGCUUUGAGCAGCAGAUACGCAGGAUUGUUGAGCAAAUGGACAUGCCUCCACCAGGUGCAAGGCAGACAAUGCUCUUCAGUGCAACUUUUCCAACGGAGAUACAAAGACUUGCUUCAGAUUUUCUUUCAAAAUACAUAUUUCUUGCCGUUGGAAGAGUUGGUUCUAGUACUGACCUGAUUGAUCAAAGAGUUGAAUUUGUCCAUGAGAUGGACAAAAGAAGUACUUUGAUGGAUCUACUUAAUUCCCAAAGUGCUAAUGGAGCUAUUCGAAAGCAUGCCUUGACACUGGUUUUUGUAGAGACAAAGAGAGGAGCGGAUGCUUUAGAACACUGGUUGUGCAUGAAUGGUUUUCCAGCCACAGCAAUACAUGGUGACAAAGUGCAAGCGGAGAGAGAACGAGCCUUGAAGUCAUUCAAAAGUGGAGCGACUCCAGUUUUGGUGGCAACGGAUGUGGCUGCACGAGGGCUGGACAUACCACAUGUUGGCCAUGUUGUUAAUUUUGACUUGCCAAAAGGGAUUGAUGACUAUGUUCACAGAAUAGGGCGUACAGGCCGUGCUGGCAAAACAGGUCUAGCCACAGCAUUUUUCAACAACAAGAACAUGCCCCUCGCAAGGGCACUUGUCGAUCUCAUGCAGGAAGCAAAUCAAGAAGUUCCUCCCUGGCUCACUCAAUGUGCCGAGUCAUCAACGUUUGGCAGCAGUGGUCGAGCACGUCACCAUGGAGGUAGCAAGUUUGGCGGCCGUGAUUACCAGUUUGGUGGCCAUGAUUUCAGGAAUGAUACCCAAUAUGAUGAUGGGGAUUACCAUUCCAGCCAUUAUGUCGAUCCAGCGGCAGACCCCGAUUUUUCCUAUGCUGCUACUCCUGCUUCAUCUACUUAUGGUGGUGCCCCCGCUGCUACCAGUUACCCUUCUGUUGAUGUUGAUUCUCGUGGUUUUGGCUUUGAUCACGGGUCGGUUGUCGCUACCGGCUGGGAGUGAGUGUUUUAGUCUCCCGUUUGUUCUUGGUCUGCUAAUUGCAGUAUAUAUGCAUAUGUAAUAGGUCUACUUGCCUAGAACAAUUAUGGUAACUACUAACUACAGGUUGAAAGCAGAGAUAAGAUGAAAUGUAGGAUCCUUAGCUCUAGAGCCAGUGCUUGGCCUUUUCUUUUUGAUUUUGAAGGAGCUUGACAAUUGUUGUCACCUGUAGAUUGUUGUGGGUGGGAGUAAACAGAGAUGAGAUGACAAUUGUUCUUGGACAGAAGAAGGUUUUGGCUCUGUUUUGUUUACCCAUCUUGGCUGCCCGCCUUUAGCUUUUGAUUGUGAGGAUGUGUGCUUGAUAUCAAGUAGCUGUGAGCCUUACAUGUAAUAUACAGAUUACCAUUUGGGGAUUGUUCUUUUGCAUGUUUCAUCAGGCUAAAUCUGUUCAUGAUGUGUUCAGGUCGGUAGAGAUGUGUAAGCGAAAACUGAUGGGUAAUUCCUUAAAUGUUUUUAUUUCUGU